Lymnaea stagnalis (great pond snail) is the source of this 4729-nucleotide messenger RNA. Lineage: Eukaryota; Metazoa; Mollusca; Gastropoda; Lymnaeidae. The record is from the annotation of a GenBank genome assembly.
AAAAAGAUUGUGUCCUACUUCUACUUUCACUGUUGUGAAUGUGAUGGUUGCAGCGCUUAUUCGCGAUGUCUUCAGAAACGAGCUCAUUAGUCAAUAUUAUAUCACGGACGAGGUUAUAUAUUUUCCUGAUUGUCUGAUCUCCACUCACACCACUGCUUCUGCUAAGUUAAUUACUCUGAAAUUACUCAUAAUUGGUCAAAUUAGUUAGUAACUCAAUGAAAUUUUGGGACAUUUUGAUUUUAUUAACAUUAAAAGAAUAACAAUUUUUGACUGCCUCAUGUGACAAUGUUAUUUAGCCCUCCAACACACCAUGUACACACAUAUAUAUAUUUACUUUAAAACUGUUUAAACAGUAAUUAGUUUCCUGUCAUUCCUGUGCUUUAAGCCCCUCUCUGAAGUUUUUGAGGCCCCUCUGGAUCGUGAGACAUAACUGUAGUUGGGUUUUUUUUUAGCUCAUACCCUUACUUAUGUAAAUAUUGUAAAGGGUGCUAGAAGAAUAUGGCAUCCACAAAGUUUCCCUAUCAUUUGUGUUACGCACUGACUUAUAUCGGGAGAAAUUUAUCUCCUAUUUUAAUUGGCUCGUUGUAAACAGUGCCUAACAAAGGACGAUACCAUAGAAUCAACAAUAUUAAAGAUACGACCCAAAACAGUUUCUAGUUACAAUUAAUAAGAUUUAUUAUGUCUUAAGAUAAUUACAAAAGAAAAGAAAAAUAUAAUUACAAUCUUCAACUUACAGUAUGGUAGAUCUUGUACCGGUACACAGUUAACACAGUUAGAAUAAUAUGCCAAUAAAUAAUGCGAAAUAAACACAUAUGAGCACACAAAUACACAAAGAAUAAAACACGCCUCGUAAUGUUAAGAAAAUCUAUCUGAAAAUCUCCGUCCCCGUCCGUGCCUGUCAAUCCCUUAUAUAGGUGGGUCUACCGACGCCUAAGCCCUGCCUUCGAGCAGCUACAAGGCAUUUCUAGAAUAAUCAGAUUUAUUCUACAAAAUACUAUUUGGAACAGAUUAAUUAUUUUUAGUGGUUGGCGGCAUAAACAAGAAUACAUCAAAGGCCUAAGCCACACCCCUUUGUGAACACAGCGUCCCAUGCGGGGUCAAUCAGAGGGCACGCAACUCUCAAACCCAUUAUUUUCAUCAAUAAAAUAAUAUCAAAGCACAUUUUGGCGCCAUUAACUAGCUGGCGCCCGGGGACAUCUGUCCCCCCCUGCCCUACGCCUCUGACCCAGACCCAUACUCUAACAAUCACUCUUUAAAUUACAUAAUGGAUUGUGAUAAAAGUUUUUCAAAGUGUCAGCCUUCUUUUAUAUAUUAUAUAUUAAGGGCCCACUAUCAAUUUAUUUAUCAUUUUGGCUCCUAUGCAUGUAGAGGGGAUUUGCAAUGUUUCUGUGCCUGGUAAUGAUGAUAGCAAGUGCCACUUUGUGAGGGAAUCAUGCACUGGGGGUUUGAAGGCUUGAGGCAAUAGACAAAAAUGUGUCUAGUGUCUAGUAUUGUCUCCUCAACUGUUCCUUUCAAAAGCUUGUUCCAGUCCCUGAUUGUCUUGGGCAGGAAUGAGCAGUUCCUAUACUGGCUUCUUGCUGGUAUGAGCCGGAAUUACCUGUCAAAGCCUCGUUGCUGUCUAUGAGGGAGAGGGACGAGUUUCUGUUUAAUACUGGAACAGUGGACCAGCCCAUUAUUUAUCUUGUAUAUUAUGGAGAGCUUGGAUUGUCGUCGUCGUUCCUCCAAUGGUGAACAGCCUAGUGUUUCCAGCAUGCUGCCAACACUAGAGGUAUUCCUGUAGCGGUUCAGGACAAAGUGUGCUGCCCGUCGCUGGAUCGCCUCCAACCUGUCAAUGCUCUUCAGGGUAAAUGGGUCCCAGACUGAAGAUGCAUAAUCUAAAACCGGACGGACAAAGACCUUAUAUGCUCUUUCUUUCAAACAGGAGUUGCCAAUCUUUAGAUUACGCCUUAAGAACCCCAGUGUCUUGUUUGCUUGGUUACAUACAUUGUUAAUAUGCUCGUCCCAACGGACCUCUCUUUGAAUGGUAACACCCAGGUACUUUACUGAGGAAACUGGCUCAAGUAUAUGGCCAUGCAGUUCGUAUUGGUAGUGUAGAGGAGUAGAACUUCUAGAGACUGAUCGUGUCUGGCAUUUGGCAGGUUGAAAUUCCAUGUCCCAGCUCAUCUCCCACUCAGCUAACAGACUGAGAUCCUGUUUUAGCUGGUCCUGUUAAGAUCUGUUGGCGAUCGUCUUAUACACUGCAGUGUCAUCUGCAAAUAAUCUUGCUUGGGAUGUAAGUUUCACGGGUUGGUCAUUAAUGUAUGCUAGGAACAAACAAGGGCCUAGCACUGAUCCCUGGGGGACCCCUGACUUCACAUUGACAAAGGAGGAGCUUGUACUGUCCACCACUACUGCUUGCCUUACUUUGCACAAUAUUUUUGUGAUUAUAAUGAUUAUGGCAAUUCUUAAGAUUUAUUUUAAUAUUACUUAACUUCAUAAUUAAUAUUAUAUCUUUUUUAAAACGUGAUUAUAGUAUUUUUUUCUUCUUUCUUCUCUUUCAGAAUAAGUUCAGUGUUAAACAAAGACAACAAGCAGUUUGGUAAACAGCAUCUUUUUGAUGGGGAUGAAGAGACAUGUUGGAACUCUGAUCAGGUAUGGGAUUGUAUUGCAAAAGUCUAAUAAAUAAUGUUAAGACAUAAGUAGUUAUGUCAGGCAUCUAGUUUUAAUAUUACUUAUUAUUUAACUAAAGCUUCCAGCCAUGACUGGCUGACUUAAACCACCCCUUCCCCAUUUUGAAUAAAUUCUGCAGAGAAGUUAAAGAUGUGAUUCACAUUUCUAUCAACUAUUUUGUCAUGUUUUAACAAUCCCCAACAUUCCACUCUACCACAUGUAAAAAAUUAUUAAUUUUCUCUAAUGGUUUCCGUGUCUGAUCAGUAUCUAGUUAUUUUUUUAAAUUUCAUUUAACUCUGGUGUUCCACUGUUAAAUGGUUAGUUAUUUUAAAUUGAAUAAUGAAAAAAUCUUAACUCCCUCCAGAUGUUUAUAAUUUUUGCUUUCAAUGUUACACUUAGUAAAAUAUUUUUGGCAAAAAUUGUAAUGUUCUACUAAAGGUUAGUAAAAUAUAUUCAUCAGAAUUAAAAUAUUUUUCAUUUCUUGUCAUUUCAGGGAUCACCCCAGUGGGUCAUGAUAGAAUUUAAACAAGAGGUCAUUAUUAAAGAAAUACAGAUUCAAUUUCAAGGUGGUUUUGUGGGGAAGGUUUGCACUUUAGAAAAGCAUGGGGACCUUGGCAAUAAUUUUGUGCAAUUUUAUUCAUUUCAUCCUCUUGAUACAAAUCAGGUUCAGGUUAGUAAAUUUUAGUUUAUUUAUAAUUAUGUAUUCCAUAGCCAUUAUGCACUUUCUUUAAGUUACACAAUCAAAAAUUAUUUUUAAAAUAGUUACUUCAUUAUUCUACUUUACAAUUAAGUAAUGUUUAUAGUGCAACCAUUUUGGCUAAUGAUCAUUCGGGGUGCCAUGACGUAUUUUUGGUAGAGUCACUUCCCUUUGUUUAUUUUAAGAUAAUUAUUUUGUUAUGUCUUAUUAUUCGUACGCUGAUGACCUGUUUUGUAUUAAAAUUUUAAUAGGUUGAUUAAUUAUAAUUAUAAAUUAUGAUUGGUUGGCUAUUUUGCAUAUAUUAUUUGUGCCACCAUAUUGCAUUCAUUUUGGCAGAGCUUGCCUGUUCUUGUGCUCCAUUCAUUAUCUGGAUAUUAUUUGUGCAAUCUGAAUUAAAGUGUGUAAAAGUGUAUUUCAUGAAACUGUAAGUUGGGUUUUCAUUAUUUAUUUAUGUUAUUAUUUUUCGCCAUUUUUUAUUGGGUUUUUUCUUCUUCAUUUUUUGCGUUUUCUUGCCACAGUGUGUUAAUUCCACAUGUUUUACUUGUGGCUUUAGGGCUAGUUUUAGGGAUCGAUUUAGGGUUCGGGUUAGGCAUAAGGAUAGAAUUUAGGGUUCGGGUUAGGCACAGUGGUCGAUUUAGGAUUCAGGUUAGGCAUAGGGAUUGAUUUAGGGUUCGGGUUAGGCAUAGGGAUAGAUCUUCAAAAAAAUGCUAUUAAAUUUAUUUAUUUCCUUUCAUUUUUUAAAAAUUAAAACAUCUUUCCUCCCUUGCCUUCCUUUUUAAAAACAUGUGUUUUGCACUAAUUUUUAGCCGCCAUCUUGGUUGACACCUCACGUGACUUCACAUGAGGUGUCAACCAAGAUGGCGACCAUUGAGAAAAUAGUGGCAUCUCCAAUGACCAUUUACCACUAUUUUUAAUUCUUGUUACCUUUUGUAUAGGACUUUAUUAUUAUUGUGCCUUUAUAUUAUUUUUUAUGAUUUUGGCCUCAUCAGCAUAUAUUGUGGCUUAUUGAUUACAAAACUAAAAUAUUAUUAUUAUGCUCCCCAGAUUUUUCACCUCCCAGAGGCAACCACAUUGUCCACACUGAAGAUUGUUUUUGAUGAAAGCACUGAUUUUUUUGGAAGAGUGACAGUAUAUAAGUUAGAUUUUAUUGGAAGACCAUCUUGAUAACAAUUUCUGUACUGAAAUAUCAAUUAAUUAUGUAACAUAUUGCAUUUAAAACAAAAGUCUCAUAUUAAUAUGCCUUACAUUUUUUAUAUACAACUAUAAUUUGUUAUAUUAUUAUUCAUGCACACACACACACAUUUUAAUUAUUUUGCUCAAAUACAUUAGUCGUUCACAUUUGUCUAAAUAAAUUAAUUUAUUUUAAUUUAUCUCUUUUAAAAA